Messenger RNA from Caenorhabditis remanei, 783 nucleotides. RefSeq lists its product as uncharacterized. Gene Ontology annotation, biological process: protein phosphorylation. The transcript has 4 exons. Bases 1 to 783 code for a protein of 260 amino acids. Gene Ontology annotation, cellular component: nucleus. The record is from RefSeq and is a predicted model, not a curated record. Gene Ontology annotation, molecular function: cyclin-dependent protein serine/threonine kinase activity; ATP binding. NCBI's taxonomy places the organism in Eukaryota, Metazoa, Nematoda, Chromadorea, Rhabditida, Rhabditidae.
AUGAACACAAUUGAUGUCACCAAAAUAUCUGGAGGAACGAAAUUUGAUGGCUACACAGUGGACCACUUGAUCGGUAGUUUCAAGGAUGACAUAGAGUAUCUUGUAAAGGGAAAAGACAAUAAGAAUGAAGACAAGGAUUAUAUGGUUUUCAAGAACUAUCAAAAUGAUUUGCGCGAUAUGUACAAAGGCCGUGUGAUCUCUACUGGAGAAAUUAAGAAUGUUAUGCAACAGCUUAUUAAAGGACUCAAUCAUCUUGAUUUGGCAGGCAUCAUUCAUCGAGAUAUUCAGCCCAAAAAUCUGAAAAUUGAGCAUGAUGGAAACUUUGACAACUUCAUCCUAAAAAUAGCAAAUUUUGGAUCCGCUGUCAAAUACAAAACACGCAUUGUAGAUCACCACAGAGUUGCGCUGCAGUAUCGUUCCAUUGAGCUAUUGCUCUGCACAGAAACUCCCAAACAAGCUUCUGAUAGAUGGUCUGCUGGAUGUGUUAUGGCUGAAUUGCUCAAAGGAGCUCCGUUGUUCGAUGCGUCACAUCAGUUGGAAAUGAUACAUAAAGUAUUCACUUUCCUGGGAAAGCCGGAUAAAGUUUGGCCUGAGUACAACAACCUUACAAUGAAAAGCUACAUUUGUUUGGAUGGUUAUAACUACAUGGAGAAACCGGAUUUUGAAAAAGAAAUUCCACUUGCUCCCAAAGUAGAAGUCGGAAUCCUCAGAAAAUUACUCGCAUAUGCACCUGACAACAGGGAUCGUUUCAACGAAGAAGAGAGAAAUUACUUACUGAACUGA